Molecule: messenger RNA, 1935 nt
Organism: Linum tenue
Lineage: Eukaryota; Viridiplantae; Streptophyta; Magnoliopsida; Malpighiales; Linaceae
Source: the annotation of a GenBank genome assembly
CCUAGAUCAGAUGAGAGAAAGGGUUCCAGAAAACUCUCACUAUAAAUUCUAACGCUUCAACUUCCGCUCAACCCUGCCUCCCAAAACCCUAGAGUAAGUAGCAAUUCCGCAGAGGAACACUCCUUCGCCAAACCAGAAAAUGGCCGCCGCCGCCCGUCCCCUCGUCUCCGUCCAGGCCCUACCUACAAUGAACGAUAUGGCCGCCGAUUCCCCGGCCACCGUUCCGCUACCCGACGUCAUGCGGGCCUCUAUCAGACCCGACGUCGUGAACUUUGUUCACUCCAACAUGUCGAAGAACAGCCGGCAACCCUACGCCGUCUCCAAGAAGGCCGGCCACCAGACCUCCGCCGAGUCCUGGGGUACCGGCCGUGCUGUCUCUCGUAUCCCCCGUGUUCCCGGUGGAGGAACUCACCGCGCCGGUCAGGGAGCCUUCGGAAACAUGUGUCGAGGCGGUCGCAUGUUCGCUCCGACCAAGAUCUGGCGCCGCUGGCACCGGAGGAUCAACGUCAACCAGAAGAGGUACGCCGUCGUUUCCGCCAUCGCCGCCUCCGCUAUCCCUUCUCUGGUGAUGGCUCGCGGCCACCGGAUCGACACUGUCCCCGAGCUGCCCCUGGUGAUUAACGACUCUGCCGAGGGGGUUGAGAAGACAUCCACCGCCAUCAAGCUGCUGAAGGAGAUCGGAGCUUAUGCUGAUGCCGAGAAGGCGAAGGACAGCGUAGGGAUUCGUCCUGGAAAAGGUAAGAUGAGGAACAGGAGGUAUAUUUCUCGCAAGGGACCUUUGGUUGUGUAUGGAACUGAAGGCGCUAAGCUGGUGAAGGCCUUCCGCAACAUUCCUGGAGUGGAAGUGGCCAAUGUGGAUCGUCUGAAUCUUUUGAAGCUUGCCCCUGGUGGCCACUUGGGUCGAUUUGUCAUCUGGACUAAGUCGGCUUUUGAGAAGCUUGACUCCAUCUACGGCUCCUUCGACAAGCCUGCUGAGAAGAAGAAUGGUUAUGUGCUGCCUAGGGCUAAGAUGGUGAAUGCUGAUUUGGCUAGGAUUAUCAACUCUGAUGAGGUUCAGUCUGUGGUGAAGCCCAUCAAGAAGGAAGUUAAGAGAGCACCAUUGAAGAAGAAUCCUCUGAAGAACUUGAAUGUGAUGCUCAAGUUGAACCCGUAUGCCAAGACCGCUAGGAGGAUGUCCUUGUUGGCCGAGGCCCAGCGCGUGAAGGCCAAGAAGGAGAAGCUCGAUAAGAAGAGGACUCCCAUCAGCAAGGAGGAAGCAUCUGCUAUCAAGGCUGCUGGAAAGGCCUGGUACCAAACUAUGAUUUCUGAGAGUGAUUACACCGAGUUCGAGAUCUUCUCCAAGUGGCUCGGGGUUUCCCAGUAAACUUCUGGUAGUUUGUUUGUUUGAGUCAAGCUUUAUCCGUUGUCUACAAGUUUUGUUUGUUGGAUGUUAGGAAUUUCUAUUUUGGUGGAGGAGGUGAAUGACAAGGUCGUUCCUUAUUUCAGGAGGAUUAUUACUAUCAUUUACAUUACUAUCAUCGUUAGUUGUUUUAUGGUAUGUUAUUAUGUUAUAAUGAGAUGUUACCAGUGUACGGUUCUUUGGUUUGCCAGUCUUGGGACGGCUCAUCCCUGCUUUGUUUGAGAUUAAUUACCUUGCUAGGCUUAAAGGGUGCUUGAUUACAUAGAAUGCAUAUACUGGUGUGAUGUUCUGUGUCCCCCUUUUGGUUUCUGGUGAAAAUGGUGAGAUUGCCAUGUUCUUCAGCAUCUAAUUGAAUAGAGGAUGUAGGGGUUUGGAUGGUUUGCCUUGAUUCUAGCUACAAGAGAGAAAUGUUUCUUCAUAUUCAAAUACCCUUUGUUGAUCUAUCAUUUAGCUACUAAUCUAUCCUUGCUCCUUGUGAUCUGUCCUAACUCAUCUGUUUUGUUUAUGAAAAUCCAUGUAGUUCCAAUCAUAGGCAC